Caenorhabditis angaria is the source of this 1948-nucleotide messenger RNA. The record is from the annotation of a GenBank genome assembly. NCBI's taxonomy places the organism in Eukaryota, Metazoa, Nematoda, Chromadorea, Rhabditida, Rhabditidae.
AUGGGGAACAGCAGCACUUUGAUGUUGAGAGAUGAAGAAAUUGAGGAAAUUAUGAGUGAAACAGAAUGUGAGUUUGAAUAUUUUUAUCUUUUCAAAACAAAAAAUUGAAUGAAUAUUAUUUUUCAGUCAACAGGAACCAAAUUGUCCGGCUUUACAGCAGAUUUUUAUCACUGGAUAAGAAAGGUAAGAAUUUUUAUAUUCCACCGUUCAGAAAUAUUAAGAAAAUCAAGAGUUUCUGGAAUGUGAAAAAUUUUGAUUUAAAACAUGCCUAACCAAAACAUAUUUUUCCACGUGAACUUUUUAAAUUAAAUUUUUGACGGAAAAAUUUGUCAUUUCAAAACUUCAUUCUCAAAACCAUCUCCUUCCAAAAUGCUCUAAUUUUUGUGAGUCGAAAAAAGCAGGGAAAAUUGUGAAUUCAUUCAAAUUUGCAUCUAUGUGUACUCACUUGUUCCAAAUGAAUAAGUGUAGAAGGGAAAUGAUGCGAAAUAAAAUGGAUCUCGAAGCAUUUUAAUGCAAAACACUGUGUUUUUUCCUAAUAGAAAAAUGCAAUCUCGAGGAGACGCAGACACUCGCUGGUCUCGACACGCACUGUGUCUGCCACACACUAUUUCUCCCCCUUUUUCGGCGAGAGAUUUGUCUGCACACGUUAAAGUCUGCGUCUCCCUCGAAUUGCAAAAAAAUAUACAGUGAAAAUCAUAAUUUGUUUUGCUAGCCAAAAGAUUCAACACAAAAUAGGUAUCUUGUUAAUAUUUUUUUUCAGGCCAAGGAUAUUUGGCUCGUGAUGAUUUUCUGAAUGUUCCGGAAUUGGCUGUAAAUCCAUUGGGAGAUCGAAUUGUUGAUGCGUUUUUCACAUUGGCCAAUGAUAAUGAAGAACAACAAUUGAAUUUCCGACAAUUUGUCAAGAUUUUGGCUCAUUUUCAACCGAUUUCGAGAUCCAAGCGAAAUGUAUUGAAUUCGAGAAAAGACAAAUUGUUGUGUAAGUGCUUUUUGGGAGGCAGUUUUGCAAAUUUUAAGACUUGGAGAAAUAUUGGGCGAGUUGUGAAUUUGUUAAAUUAUUAUCCCUUGGGAUUUACUUUUAAGUGCCAAAAUAAAUAUCAAUUUUAUUUGGCCACUUAUGCUUUCCCUUGUAAGGGAAAUUUUUUUCCCAAAAGUUCCAGACUUGUUGAGAAAAAAGUCCCCAAAGUUUAUUUCACAAUUAGAAAUAUUUCAAAGAUCUUUUUUUCCGAUGAUGUUCAUUUGAAAAUUGAAGGUCUUCUGUAUUUCUAGGUCAUUUCUAGAGUCAGAAUCGUUUACCCAUCAGAAACUUACUCAAUAUCAAGAUUUUUCAUUUUGAGGUUUGAGGGUCUAGACCAGAUCUAAUCUCAAAUUCUGUUUACAUUCUCAAAGAAGCGGUGUUUUUUUCAAGGUAAUGCAAAAAGUACAUGUUUAGUUGAUCGAACAUGAUGAGGAAAAACUGCAAUCGUUUUUACAUGAAUCAGAAACUAAAAAUGUAUAACAAAAAGUGGGAUAUGGCAAUUCAAAAUUUAAACAAAUACAAAAUUAACGGUUAAUUAUAAUAAUAAUACCGGAUUUUUCAAAAAAAAAGUCCAAUAUUGGUUAUUCCGAUAAUUUUUCAAAACAAUUUUUGGUUUGUUUUCCUCAAAUAUUUUAUGGUUUUCAAAUUUUGUUCAUUUCUUAUUUUAUUUUCAAUUCGAAAAUCUAAUUUCCAGUCGCUUUCAAAAUGUACGAUCUCAACAAGAAUGAUUAUAUCACCAGAGAAGAAUUCAAAGUUAUCUUGAACAGUAUGGUUGGAGCAAAUAUCACAUCAGACCAACUCGACAAAAUUGCUGAUCGUACAAUCGAAGAAGCAGAUGCUGACAGAGAUGGUAAAAUAUCAUUUGAUGAAUUUUGCAGAGCCAUGGAAAAAACAGAUAUUGAGGAAAAAAUGUCGAUUCGCUUCCUCAAUUGA